Messenger RNA from Carassius auratus (goldfish), 2249 nucleotides. RefSeq names its product microtubule-associated protein RP/EB family member 2-like. Gene Ontology annotation, molecular function: microtubule binding. The coding region runs from base 152 to 1168 and encodes 338 amino acids. NCBI's taxonomy places the organism in Eukaryota, Metazoa, Chordata, Actinopteri, Cypriniformes, Cyprinidae. The record is from RefSeq and is a predicted model, not a curated record. The transcript is spliced from 7 exons.
GAGCCGAAGACACACAUUCAUAUAUUUAUACACACACACACUUACACUCACACUCUUACAAACGGGAUUUUUUCUAAGAACAAACAAGCAGGCGGCAGGGAAUAACCCCGACGUCCCUUUCCUCGUCCGAACGAGUAUUUCACAGAGCCAAAUGCCCGGUCCGAUGCAAGCUCUGUCCCCCAAUGGAGAGAACAACAACGACAUCAUUCCGGACAGCAACGGCACCAACAUCAUUCCCUACAGAAAGAACACAGUGCGCGGAGAGCGCGCCUACAGCUGGGGGAUGGCGGUCAAUGUUUACUCUACCUCAAUCACCCAGGAGACCAUGAGCAGGCAUGACAUCACAGCCUGGGUGAACGAUCUGCUCAGUCUAAACUACACUAAAGUGGAGCAGCUGUCAUCAGGAGCAGCGUACUGUCAGUUCAUGGACAUGCUGUUUCCGGGCUGCAUCAGUCUUAAGAAGGUGAAAUUCCAGGCCAAGCUGGAGCACGAAUACAUCCACAACUUCAAACUCCUGCAGGCCUCCUUCAAGAGGAUGAAUGUUGAUAAGAUCAUCCCUGUAGAGAAGCUUGUCAAGGGACGGUUUCAAGACAACCUGGACUUCAUUCAGUGGUUUAAGAAGUUCUUUGAUGCCAACUACGACGGGAAGGAGUACGACCCGGUGCAGGCCAGACAGGGUCAGGACGCCAUUCCCCCUCCAGAUCCCGGCGAGCAGAUCUUCAACCUGCCAAAGAAAUCCCAGCAUGCCGUCAGCUCUCCCACCGCAGGAGCUACUAGAUCCACCAGUUCAACCCCUAAAUCCUCCACCUCCACCUCCUCCACCAUCACCUCCACCUCCAGACCCUCCUCUGCCAAAAAGAUCCCAGUGAUGUCAGCGACACCCGCUAAAGGAGAGAAGGAGCUGGAAGCCCAAGUAACACAACUAAAUGAACAGCUCAAUACAUUAAAGCUCGCUCUCGAAGGAGUGGAGAAGGAGCGGGAUUUCUACUUCGGGAAGCUGAGAGAGGUGGAGCUGCUGUGUCAGGACCAGGGCCAGGACAACGGGCCCUUCGUGGAGAGACUCAUGGAGGUGCUGUACUCUGCAGACGACCAGGAAGCAGGUGGAGAGGAGCAUGAGGCUCCGGCUCAGGAGGAGGACGUCCCUGACGACACACAGGACGAAUACUGAACAGCUGUCAAUCAAACAGACACCUGAACAUACAUGCACUCAGUCAGAAAACUGCUCUUGGGUUCAUUUCCUCAAACUCACGGCGGUUUAUUUCUCAUUUGGUUUAUUGACAAAUUGGCCAAAUAUGUCUCUUUUUAUUGUCAUUUCGAAGCCCUGUUUAAUUGGAUCAUGACUAUUAUGAACAUGUCAUCUGACAGCAGCUUAAAUGGUGAAUCUUGUCCGUGUGAAGCCUGUGAUAACCACCGCACAUCAAUUCCAUUCGAUUUUUACUUUAACUGCUAUUUUACAUCUCAAAGCUGUUAGAUGCAUCGUUAAACCAUUACAUUUUACAAUAUUACAAUAAGAGUAGCUCAGAGAGCUACCAAUACAUUUUAUCUGCUGGUAGAUUCCUCAAGAAGACUAACCAUUGGUUACCACAGUAAAUUUUGCAUUAUAACCUAAUGCACACUGUUAAUAUAAAGCAAUGUGAUUCAUUUUGAAACAACGCUAAAUUUUUCUCAAUGUUAGAUUAAAAACGCAUAUUUUUUAUGAAAUUUUGUUUUUUGGAUAAAUGUGUCUGAGCUUCACCGAGGUGAAAGCCAAUCACAAUGUUUGGUAGGAAGUAUUUUAUUUGAACCGUGCAAUCCGUAUUUUGCGUCUAAACAUGUUUUACUUUAUAAGUACAGUAAAGACAAUGCAUAUUGAAGAUUUUUGUUAACUGUUGUUCUAAAGCACAGGUCUUCUGGACAGAAAACCGCAUUCUCGUGAUCUCCCAAUAUUCUCCACAGGUCAAUGGUCUUAUGUCAUUUAUUAUUGUGUACAAUGAAAAGGAAUGUAAACAAAUGUACUGUUAAUAAUUAUAAAUAGACAAUGUGUUUCUUUUUAUUUCCCUCACCGUAUCUCCCCUUAUGCAUUCCCCGAAUGUGUUGCAUGUUUGCAUUUUAUUUGUGAAUAACUUGACCUGCUUUUUACAUAUUUAAUAAAAAAAGAAAAUUGAAAAAAAAAAAAAAAAUGUUAAAUGUUUUUUGUAUGUUUAACUUGCUGUUUAGAAUCUUUGGAGAUAUGAUAGGCUUGCCCUAAUAAAACCCUUUCGCUUUCAAAA